UCAUAUUUUUUCUACCAUCGAAUUCACUCGAAAAUUAAUUUUCAUUGUAUGUUAAUCGGGGUCCGGGUCAACGCCAACUUCGACUCGACUAAAUCAGUUGUAAACAAGCACUCGAAAUGGCCGAACUUCCAACAAUCACCGAAUUUUUCCGCGGAAAAAAUAUUUUCAUAACGGGCGGAAGCGGAUUCGUCGGGAAAGUUCUAGUGGAAAAGCUGUUACGAUCAUGCCCCGACUUGGCAAACAUUUACUUACUCAUGAGGGAGAAAAAAGGAAAAAGUUUGGAGGAAAGAAUCAAACUUAUGACAGACCUACCGCUUUUUGACACAAUCAAAUCGAGAAAACCGAAAAUUUUGGACAAGAUCAAAGUCAUCAAUGGUGACGUUACUCGGCUCGGCCUCGGCCUUUCUCCCGCCGAUCGUCAACUCCUCAUCCACAACAUCAAUGUUAUUUUCCACGGAGCCGCCUCUGUGCGUUUCGACGAUGCCCUAACCGAUGCUGUUUUGUUAAAUACGAGGGGGACCCGCGAAGUUGUCAAUUUGGCGUUGGCCAUGAAAAAUUUGGACUCUUUCGUACACAUCUCGACCACCUAUUGUAACACAGACCGCAAGGUGAUUGGCGAACAGUUAUACCCGGCCCAUGCUGAUUGGAGGAAAACUAUUGAGAUUGCAGAAACUGUUGACAAACAUGCCUUGAAUAUUCUGACUGAAAAAUAUGUACAUCCAUUACCAAACACUUACACUUUUACCAAAUCAUUGGCCGAGCAUGUGGUUUACGAUUUGUGCAAGGGGAAAAUACCGGCGGUGAUUUUUCGACCAUCGAUUGUUAUUUCCACCGCUUUCGAGCCAUUCCCGGGCUGGAUUGACAACUUUAACGGCCCUGUGGGGCUCCUGGUGGCCUCCGGCAAAGGCAUCAUCCACAGCGUGUUCAGUGACCCCGACGUAAUCGCCGAUUACGUCCCUGUGGACAUCCUAGCCAAGGCCAUGAUUAUAGCGGCUUGGAAACAAGCCGUCAAAGUCACGGGUCCCGACCGUCUGAAUCCUGUCUUCUACAACGGCAGCAACAACGAUGUGCAACCCAUCACCAUGGGAGCCAUGGUCGAAAUGGGAAAAGACAUAUGCAAGGAGGUGCCCUUCAACGACGUCUUAUGGUACCCCUCCGGGUCGGUUAAUAAGUGCUACUACGCCUACUUGCUCAAAGUUUACUUCUACCAUCUACUUCCCGCGUUACUACUCGAUGGGUUGCUCAAAAUCAUGGGCAAAAAGCCUAUGUUGGUGAAAAUCCAGAGACGGAUUUUUGUUGCGAAUAUGGCCCUUGAGUACUUCUCGAGGAACCAAUGGGAGUUUCUCAAUGACAAGGCGGUGGAAUUGCAGAAAGACUUGCUUGAGGAGGAUUAUGGGAGUUUCCAAUAUGGAGAGGACGACGUUGAGCCCUACGAUUACUUCGUCAAGGCCACGAUGGGAGGGAGGAGGUAUCUGUUGAAAGAGGACGAUGAUAGUUUGGAACAGGCCAAAAAACACUCAAGAAGGAUGUGGAUCCUGUCAAGAUUAUUCACUGUUGUUUGGUACUUAGCCUUGGUUUGGUUAAUUUUCGUCAAGAUUGACAUUAUUUCGGUCAUUUUUAACAAGUAUAGAGAGUUUUGUGUGUACUUAACUGAGUAGUGGUGAAAAUAAAGCAUAUUUCAUUUCCAACAAUUUA
Tribolium madens (black flour beetle) is the source of this 1695-nucleotide messenger RNA. Its product is annotated as putative fatty acyl-CoA reductase CG5065. Bases 117 to 1658 code for a protein of 513 amino acids. NCBI's taxonomy places the organism in Eukaryota, Metazoa, Arthropoda, Insecta, Coleoptera, Tenebrionidae. Gene Ontology annotation, molecular function: alcohol-forming very long-chain fatty acyl-CoA reductase (NADP+) activity. The transcript has 5 exons. Gene Ontology annotation, biological process: long-chain fatty-acyl-CoA metabolic process. Gene Ontology annotation, cellular component: peroxisome. The record is from RefSeq and is a predicted model, not a curated record.